GUUUGUUUAUUUUCCUUUUAGUAAGCUGACUAGAAAACAUGGCUACCGCAAUUAGGGAUGUGGGCGUUUGGAGACAGACCAGAACACUUCUUCUGAAGAAUUACCUCGUCAAAUGCAGGACUAAAAAGAGUAGUGUUCAGGAAAUUCUUUUUCCUCUAUUUUUCUUAUUUUGGCUGAUAUUAAUUAGCAUGAUGCAUCCAAAUAAGAAAUAUGAAGAAGUAUCUGAUAUAGAACUCAACCCUAUGGACAAAUCCAUCCUUUCCAACCUUAUCCUCGGGUACACUCCAGUGACUAAUACUACAAGCAGCAUCAUGCAGAGAGUUUCUACCGAUCAUCUUCCCGAUGUUCUAGUUACUGAAGAAUACGCCAGUGAGAAGGAGCUGCUGGCGUCCAGUCUGUCUAAGCCCAGCAACUUCGUGGGUGUGGUUUUCAAAGACGUCAUGUCCUAUGAACUGCGGUUUUUUCCUGAUAUGGUUCCAGUGUCUUCUGUUUAUAUGGAUUCAAGAGCAGGCUGUUCAAAGUCAUGUGAUGCUGCUCAGUACUGGUCUUCAGGGUUUACAGCCUUACAGGCCUCAAUAGAUGCUGCCAUUAUACAGUUGAAGACCAACGUUUCUCUGUGGAGGGAGCUGGAGUCAACCAAAGCUGUCAUCAUGGGGGAAGCUGCGGUCGUGGAGAUCGACACCUUCCCACGAGGGGUCAUCCUCAUCUACCUCGUCAUAGCCUUCUCGCCCUUCGGGUACUUUCUGGCAAUUCACAUUGUAGCAGAAAAGGAAAAGAGGUUAAAGGAGUUUUUAAAGAUAAUGGGACUUCACGACACUGCUUUUUGGCUGUCCUGGGUUCUUCUGUACACGAGUUUGAUCUUCCUUAUGUCCCUUCUUAUGGCCGUCAUUGCAACAGCGUCCUCGUUAUUCCCGCAGAGUAGCAGCAUCGUGAUUUUUCUGCUCUUCUUCCUGUAUGGAUUGUCAUCCGUGUUUUUUGCUUUAAUGCUGACGCCUCUUUUUAAAAAAUCAAAGCACGUGGGAGUCGUUGAGUUUUUUGUCACCGUGGUGUUUGGCUUUGUCGGCCUGUUGAUAGUCCUCGUAGAAAGUUUCCCCAGGUCGCUAGUGUGGCUCUUCAGCCCUUUGUGUCAGUGCGCCUUUCUGAUUGGGAUUGCACAGGUCAUGCAUUUAGAAGAUUUCAAUGAAGGGGCCUUAUUUUCUAGUUUGACUGAAGGCCCCUACCCGCUAAUUAUCACCCUUAUCAUGCUCGCUCUGGACAGUGUGUUCUAUGCCCUGCUGGCUGUGUACCUCGAUCAGGUCAUCCCAGGGGAAUUUGGCUUGAGGAGGUCAUCUUUGUACUUCCUAAAGCCAUCGUAUUGGUCAAAAAACAAAAGGAACUAUAAGGAGCUAUCAGAGGGCAACAUCAAUGGGAAUAUUAGUCUCAAUGAAAUUGUUGAGCCCGUUUCUUCAGAAUUUAUAGGAAAAGAAGCUAUAAGAAUAAGUGGUAUUCAGAAAGCCUAUAGAAAGAAGAGUGAGACCGUGGAGGCUUUGAGAAAUUUGUCGUUUGACAUCUAUGAAGGCCAGAUUACUGCUCUGCUGGGCCACAGUGGAACAGGAAAAAGCACACUAAUGAAUAUUCUGUGUGGACUGUGCCCACCUUCUGAUGGGUUUGCUUCUAUAUAUGGACACAGAGUCUCUGAAAUAGAUGAAAUGUUUGAAGCGAGGAAAAUGAUUGGCAUAUGUCCACAGUCAGAUAUGAACUUUGAUGUUCUGACAGUAGAAGAAAAUUUAUCAAUUUUGGCUUCAGUCAAAGGAAUACCAGCCAACAACAUAAUUCAGGAAGUACAGAAAGUUUUACUGGAUUUGGACAUGCAAGCCAUCAAAGAUAAUCAAGCGAAAAAACUAAGUGGUGGCCAAAAAAGAAAGCUGUCUUUAGGAAUUGCAGUUCUUGGGAAUCCAAAGAUCCUCCUGCUAGAUGAGCCGACAGCAGGAAUGGACCCCUGCUCUCGCCACAUUGUUUGGAAUCUUCUCAAGUACAGGAAGGCUAACCGAGUGACAGUCUUCAGCACUCACUUCAUGGAUGAGGCAGACAUUCUUGCCGACAGGAAAGCUGUCAUAUCACAAGGAAUGCUGAAAUGUGUUGGUUCUUCAAUUUUCCUGAAAAGUAAAUGGGGAAUCGGCUACCGUCUGAGCAUGUAUAUAGACAAGUACUGUGCCACAGAGUCGCUCUCGUCGCUGGUUAGACAGCACAUCCCUGCGGCUGCUCUGCUGCAGCACAAUGACCAGCAGAUUGUCUAUAGCUUGCCCUUCAAAGACAUGGACAAAUUUUCAGGCUUGUUUUCUGCUCUAGACAUUCAUUCAAACCUGGGUGUAAUUUCUUACGGUGUUUCCAUGACAACAUUGGAAGAUGUGUUCUUAAAGCUAGAAGUUGAAGCAGAAAUUGACCAAGCAGAUUAUAGUGUAUUUACCCAGCAACCACGGGAGGAAGAGACCGAUUCAAGGUCUUUUGAUGAAAUGGAACAGAGUUUACUCAUUCUCUCUGAAACCAAAGCUUCUCUAGUGAGCACCAGGAGCCUCUGGAAGCAGCAAGUAUCUACAAUGGCAAAGUUUCAUUUCCUCUCACUGAAGCGAGAAAGCAAAUCAGUGCGCUCUGUGUUGCUUCUGCUUUUAAUUUUUUUUGCAGUUCAGAUUUUUAUGUUUUUGGUCCAUCAUUCUUUUAAAAAUGCUGUGGUUCCCAUCAAGCUCGUUCCAGACUUGUAUUUCCUAAAACCUGGAGAUAAACCUCAUAAAUACAAAACAAGCCUGCUGCUUCAAAAUUCUACUGACUCAGAUAUCAAUGAUCUUAUUGACUUUUUCACACAGCAGAACAUAAUUGUGGCCAUGUUUAAUGACAGUGACUAUGUGUCUGCUGCCCCUCAUAGUGCGGCUCUCAAUGUGGUGCAUUCAGAAAAGGACUAUGUUUUUACUGCUGUUUUCAACAGUACUAUGGUUUAUUCUUUGCCAGUAAUGAUGAACAUCAUUAGUAACUACUAUCUCUAUCAUUUAAAUGUGACUGACACUAUCCAGAUCUGGAGUACCCCGUUCAUUCAGGAAAUUACUGACAUUGUUUUUAAAGUUGAGCUAUAUUUUCAAGCAGCUUUGCUUGGAAUCAUUGUUACUGCAAUGCCACCUUACUUUGCCAUGGAAAAUGCAGAGAAUCAUAAGAUCAAAGCUUACACUCAGCUUAAACUUUCAGGUCUUUUGCCAUCCGCCUACUGGAUUGGACAGGCUGUGGUGGACAUUCCCCUGUUUUUUGUUGUUCUGACUUUGAUGCUGGGAAGUUUAUUUGCCUUUCAUCACGGACUGUAUUUUUAUCCUGUAAAAUUUCUUGCUGUGGUUUUUUGCCUCAUUGCUUAUGUGCCCUCGGUUAUUCUGUUCACUUAUAUAGCUUCGUUCACCUUUAAGAAAAUUCUAAAUACCAAGGAAUUUUGGUCAUUUAUCUAUUCUGUGACAGCAUUGGCUUGUGUCGCAGUCACGGAAAUAACUUUCUUUCUGGGGUAUGGAGUUACGGCUGUUUUUCAUUACACCUUCUGCGUAGCCAUCCCAAUCUACCCGCUCCUGGGUUGUCUGAUUUCUUUCAUAAAGGGUUCUUGGAAGAAUAUACCAAAAACUGAGAAUGCCUAUAAUCCCUGGGACAGACUUUUAGUUGCUGUAAUCAUGCCCUACCUGCAGUGUGUACUGUGGAUUUUCCUCUUACAACACUAUGAGAAAAAACAUGGAGGCAGAUCAAUAAGAAAGGAUCCGCUUUUCAGGGCCCUCUCACAAAAAGCCAAACAUAAGAAGUUUCCAGAACCACCCAUCAAUGAGGAUGAAGAUGAAGAUGUCAAAGCGGAAAGGUUGAAGGUUAAAGAGCUGAUGGGCUGCCAGUGUUGUGAGGAGAAACCAGCCAUUAUGGUAUGCAAUUUGCAUAAAGAAUAUGAUGACAAGAAAGAUUUUCUUCAUUCAAGGAAAACAACAAAAGUAGCAACAAAAUACGUCUCUUUCUGUGUGAAAAAAGGAGAGAUCUUGGGACUGUUGGGUCCAAAUGGUGCUGGCAAAAGCACGAUUAUUAAUAUUCUUGUUGGGGAUGUUGAACCAACUUCAGGCAAGAUAUUUCUAGGAGAUUAUAGUUCACAUUCAAAUGAAGAUGAUGAAUCCACCAAGUGUAUGGGUUACUGCCCCCAGACAAACCCACUCUGGCCAGAUAUUACUCUGCAAGAACAUUUUGAAAUUUAUGGAGCCGUGAAAGGGAUGAGUUCAGGUGACAUGAAGGAAGUAAUCAGUCGAAUAACAAAAGCCCUUGAUUUGAAAGAACAUCUUCAGAAAACUGUAAAGAAACUCCCUGCAGGGAUCAAGCGAAAGCUGUGUUUUGCUCUCAGUAUGCUGGGGAAUCCUCAGGUGACACUGCUGGAUGAGCCGUCUACAGGUAUGGACCCCAGAGCCAAACAGCACAUGUGGCGAGCCAUUCGAACUGCGUUUAAAAACAAGAAGCGGGCUGCCCUCCUCACUACGCAUUACAUGGAAGAGGCAGAGGCUGUCUGUGACAGGGUGGCCAUCAUGGUGUCCGGGCAGCUCAGAUGCAUUGGAACAGUACAACAUCUAAAGAGCAAGUUUGGCAAAGGCUACUUUUUAGAAAUUAAACUAAAGGACUGGAUAGAAAACCUGGAAAUAGAUCGCCUUCAAAGAGAAAUUCAAUAUAUUUUCCCAAAUGCAAGCCGCCAAGAGAGCUUCUCUUCUAUUCUGGCUUAUAAAAUUCCAAAAGAAGAUGUCCAGUCUCUCUCACAGUCCUUUGCUAAGUUGGAGGAAGCAAAACACACUUUUGCCAUUGAAGAAUACAGCUUUUCUCAAGCAACCCUGGAACAGGUUUUUGUAGAACUUACUAAGGAGCAGGAGGAGGAAGAUAAUAGCUGCGGGACUUUAAACAGCACGCUCUGGUGGGAAAGAAGGCAGGAAGACAGAGUCGUGUUCUGAAUGUUUGCGCUCACCCCGCCUGCUGACCCUGAACUUACUCUUUUUUAUUUUGUUUUUCCUUCUUUUAUCUUAACUUUGAUUUUAAAAGUUUAUUACUUGAAUAGUCACAAAACAUGAAAGCACUUGGAAAUUUCCUAAACUCCUUAAUUUAUGCACCAUGGUUAUUUAUGUGUUUGGGUUUUCUUUAAAUAAAUGUGUGUGUAGUUGUCCACCUGCAUGCUUGUACCUGAAGUAUGUUGAAGAUAGUCUACAUGCCAUUAUUCUCUCGUUUCACAAAAACAAUGUUUUUCAACUUAGCAUUUAAAGAAAUAAUACAAGAAUAAUUUUGAAUAAUAUUUAAAUUUUAUAUUGUUACAUAAUUAUGUAAUUUCCCAGUGCUAAUUAAAAAGAUCAAUACCUGACUGGUAACGUAGAAAAGAAACACACAAAGCAAUGCAGAAACUGGGUUUUCAUUUAAGAUUCCUGUAAAAGAAGCUCUUAGUGGAGGUUGGCCUGUGUAAGUGUGGAGCGAUUGAGAAGUGACGUCCAUUAGGUGGCAGUCAUUAGCCACAGUAAAUAGAGCGAAGGCACGGGCAGCCUACUGAUUGCAGACGUGGGUAAUUGGAUGUUUCAAGUUGCAUGUCUCUUGCCUACAUUUAACUUCAGAUGUGUUUGGUGAUCACAGUUCACAGAGAGACUGUGACUAGAGUCUUAGAAUGUAACAGUCUGAGUCUCUGAAGCUAUAGUGACGGAUGUUUGCCAUGGUAGGACACUUAAUCUCGACCUUUCCACACCCCCGAUGGUGAGCUGCAAAAGCUUUGCCGCCUUCCUCACAUAGGGCACACUUAGACAAGGAGGUUAAUGCAUAACCAUUUUUAUUACCAAAUUUUAUUACUUGAUUCUUUUGAGUUUUAAGUAAAUCAGCAUAUAUAUUUCUUUAAAAGGUCACCUCAGAACAUGGUAGAAUAUGGGAACUCUUUCAAGGGUUAAAUUAAGAAAUAAAAAUUAGAGUUUCACUCUUAUGACAGAGUUGGAAUGUGAUAAUUAAUCUUAGAAAUAUUUCAUUUUAUGAACUCAUAUACAAGUGUAUAUGAGUAUAUAAAGGUAUACAAAUGUAUGAUGUAGUUGAUACUGUAUUUCAGUCUGUUGUUAUAAGUGUUAGCUUUGCAAAAACAUAUAUAUUGUGCUAUGACUUUUGCAUUACAGAGACAUAAAGAACUAUAGCAAGAGCGAAAGGACUUGCUACCAACUUACUUUAAAUGAUCAAGCUUUCAGUGAAGUUACCAAUUCUUCAAUGUUGGGAAGACUUAACUUUUCGUCCUGUUGGGUUAGGAAAUGUAUGACUUUAGGUAUUCAUGGCAAACUCAGGUGUUUCUUUCUCAAUACAAGGUGGCCAAUUUUCCCCAUUGCUUUGACAAUUCUGUCCACCUUCCUAAAGAUAUUUGUUUAGUCUCAUAUCUCAGAGGUACUGUAAUACAGUCGAACCAUCCAACAAGUCUGCUUGGAUUUUAUGACACCUCUCUGCCCCAAGUUAUUCUUGUAGGAUUUCAUUGGCAGUAGCUUGCCUCCUGAUUUUGGAUCCUUAAGAAUCUUACAUUUAAUUAAUCAUUAAUUAAUUAAUGAUUACUGCAUGACAAAUAUAGUCAAGAUGUAUUUAAGAGGAAAUCUUUAUUUUUGCUGAUAAAUUAUAAAUGCACAUUGUAUUUUCUCAGCAAGUCAUUGCUGAAUGGUGCCGUAAACGUGAAGAGCUGUCUGUUAGUAUUUAAGCACCUUGGGCCUUUUUUGGGGGGUGUGAUUUUUGUAACACUAUAACCAGGACACACGCCCUUAAAACAAACAACAACAGACAGCUUUAUUUGUCGUUGUACUAGGACAGUUACUGAAGGGCAGGUUUGGUUUGUGGUUUUGGCCAUUCUAAGACAAAGCUGUCUCAGAGAUGGUGAACCCAGGCCAUGCCGCCUGCUUUUUCAUGGAGGUUUGGCCAUUGUCUCUUAGCACUGCUCAGUGUGUGCUCAGUGUAAAGUGUAAUUUCGUAGGGAAUGAAAGUCGAGAUUGUACUGCCUAAGCUUUUUUGUUGUGCGUCCGUUCUUAUUACAACGAAUAGUUUGUUUUUGCACGUGGAUUUAUUUCAAAAUAUCUUAAAUUAUUGCUUUCAGAACUUCGUUCCAUAUCAAUACAGGUAAAGAAUUGUGUAUUUGCUGGGCGGCACAUGGAAACAAACCUCAGUGUCACCUUCCUGCCUUCUGUUGCCCAUGGUGGCCAUGUAGAAGAGUAGUGAGCAAAGGCAGAGCCCUGCUGGGUGGAAGGCCGGUCUGUCUCCCACAGGGAGGGGCCAGUCACGGCUGGCAAUGAGAAAGAAGCAUUCUGAAUGGUUUGCCUUUGAUGCGAGCUUCCCUUCUUCAGUCUUAGGAAAAAGCAGUGGUUUGGUUUUUUUUUUUUCUAAAAUUAUUUUGGCAAAAAUUAUUUUAGUCAGUUUUAAUUUCACCAUUAGAACAUCUUUGGAUCCAGGGACGGUUUCCAGAAUGGCUUUCCGGAGGAGGAUGGACUGUUUGGCUCUGUAAGAUCUUACAUUUUAUGAAAAGAAAGAUAGAUACUUCAGUAACCAGUUAUGAUAUGAAAAUGCUUUGCUACUAGUAGUUAAAAUACCGAAUAGGAACGAACAGCACAACUGAUUUUAACUAGGGUAAGUGUUGCUUUCCCGAUCCUUUGUUGGUCACUCUGCCUCAUUCUGACUGUCUUCUCACAUUGUUGGAAUGCCACCUUACAUUUUCAUGUAGCAUUUAAAAAGGCAUGACUUUUCUUAAAUAGUAAAUGCUUUUUUUUAAUGUAUUUUUAAUACUGUUAACAUUGAGUUUUCAUCUUUCCCCUUGAAAUAGCAUAUUACAUAAAGUGAAAGAAUUUAUUCUCAGGUGAAUUAUUUUUGUAUCAGCUAUUCUUAUAAGGUAAAAAUUUACUUGUUUUUUAUUCAUAAUGUGUUGUAUGUACAAUUCUCAAUGCUGCCCUUUAAGAAAAAUGAAUGUGCUUAUAUUAUUAAUAAUAAACUUUAAGAGCUAAAAA
This is a messenger RNA of Rattus rattus (black rat), 8003 nucleotides long. It is a transcript of the gene Abca5, whose product is annotated as ATP binding cassette subfamily A member 5. The transcript has 38 exons. Gene Ontology annotation, biological process: transmembrane transport; lipid transport. Gene Ontology annotation, molecular function: lipid carrier activity; ATP binding; ATP hydrolysis activity. Gene Ontology annotation, cellular component: membrane; intracellular membrane-bounded organelle. The record is from RefSeq and is a predicted model, not a curated record. Bases 39 to 4967 code for a protein of 1642 amino acids. NCBI's taxonomy places the organism in Eukaryota, Metazoa, Chordata, Mammalia, Rodentia, Muridae.